Trichoderma citrinoviride is the source of this 1077-nucleotide messenger RNA. Its product is annotated as 3(2),5-bisphosphate nucleotidase HAL2. Gene Ontology annotation, molecular function: 3'(2'),5'-bisphosphate nucleotidase activity. Lineage: Eukaryota; Fungi; Ascomycota; Sordariomycetes; Hypocreales; Hypocreaceae. The coding region runs from base 1 to 1077 and encodes 358 amino acids. The record is from RefSeq and is a predicted model, not a curated record. The transcript has a single exon. Gene Ontology annotation, biological process: phosphatidylinositol phosphate biosynthetic process; sulfate assimilation.
AUGCGUCGCGACAAGUACGAAAAGGAGCUGCUGGUCGCCCAGCUCGCCGUCCAGCGCGCCUCCAUCCUCACCAAGCGCGUCUUCCACGAAAAGGCAAAGGGCACCGUCGACAAGAACGACAAGUCGCCCGUCACCAUCGGCGACUUUGGCGCCCAGGCGCUCAUCAUCGCCGCGCUGCAGCACAACUUCCCCGACGAUGCCAUUGUCGCCGAGGAGGAGUCUGCGAAGCUCAGGGAGGAUGAGAACCUGAGGAGCACCGUCUGGGAGCUGGUCAGGGACACGAAGCUGGACAGCCCCGACGCCGAGGCGCUGCUGGGAGGGCCGAUCAAGGACGCCGACGCCAUGGUCGAGCUGAUUGACAAGGGAAACAGCCCCGGCGGCUCUCAGGGGCGCAUCUGGGCCAUUGACCCCAUCGACGGCACAAAGGGCUUCCUCCGAGGCGGCCAGUACGCCGUGUGCCUCGCCCUCAUGGUGGACGGCGACGUCAAGGUCGGCGCCCUGGGCUGCCCCAACCUGCCCGUCGACGACGCGGCCCGCCUGACGGCCGGCAUCGGCGAGAACCAGACCGACGAGGGCCACGGCGUGCUCUUCUCCGCCGUCCUGGGCCAGGGCGCCACGAGCCGGCCCCUCGCGACGGUCAGCCUCGAUCCCAACGCCGGCACGCCCAUCUCCAUGCGCGCCAUCGACGACCUGACAAAGGCCAACUUUUGCGAGAGCGUCGAGGCGGGCCACUCCUCCCACGGCGACCAGGCCGCCAUCUCGCAGAAGCUGGGCAUCACCGCGCCGAGCGUGCGCAUGGACAGCCAGGCCAAGUACGGGUCCAUUGCGCGCGGCGCGGGCGACAUCUACCUGCGUCUGCCCGUGAGCGCGACGUACCAGGAGAAGAUUUGGGACCACGCCGCGGGCGACUUGAUUGUGCGGGAGGCCGGCGGCCAGGUGACGGAUGUCCAUGGCAAGCGGCUAGACUUCAGCGUGGGACGGACGCUGGCGAACAACAAGGGCGUUGUGGCGGCGCCGUUGGCGGUGCAUGGCAAGGUGUUGGAGGCGGUGCAGGAGGUGUUGAGCGCAAAGCUGUAG